AAAUACUUGGCGGGGGAGUUUCUUUCGAACGCGAAGACGCCAGCAAGUGAAAAACCUGAAGCCGGAGACGAAGCCUUUUCACGCCGGCUUUCGCAACUUGAUGCUGGUGCCAGAAAAGUGUCCGUGUUCAGCGUGGUUCUGUCCGCUAAUCGGUGCUGCUCCUUAUCCGUUCGGCAAUCAGUAAAGCGCACUACCGUGACCAGUGAUUUUGUGUUCGUUCGCUCCAAGAUGCACGGGGUCAUCGGGCCCGCGGUUCAGCGUUGACGAUCGGCCGGGUCACCCCCCGGGGUGUUUCGAUGGGAAAAUAACUGUUUUCUUGGCACUGCAGAUAGCAACGCUUGGUGGUGCUGCGGCGAGUGCCUAACAUCGAGAAAGAACCGUUGCCACGACGGUGAGAAAGUAAGGAAAAAACCGAGUGCACAUUCACCCCAAACUGUGAAUUUUAUUCGCGAAUCGAUUGUGUAAGCUGGCGUUGCGUUGCGUGAGUCAGGCAAACGGAAAACGUGUGCCUCGCGGGCGUAUCGUGACUUCGGUGCGACCCUGUGUUUGGUCGCCGAAGUGACCUUUCCCAAACCACCGGGCCGACAACCGGUUAAUGUUGAACCGGCGUACGGAAGUGGCAGCAAAAGAAGGCCGUCAAAAGCGUAGCGAUGGUUGCUUGGACCGGGUCGCCACGGCGACACGUUCGGAUACUGCUGCUCGGCGACCAGGGCGUCGGCAAAACGUCCCUCAUCCUGUCGCUGGUCAGCGAAGAGUUUCCGGAAGAUGUGCCACCGAAAGCGGAAGAAAUCACCAUCCCGGCGGACGUGACACCGGAGCAGGUGCCAACCAACAUCGUCGACUACUCGGCGGCGGAACAAACGGAUGAAGCGUUGGCCGAGGAAAUCCGUAAGGCGCACGUCGUUUGCAUCGUCUACUCGGUGGAGUGUGAGGAAACGCUGGACGGUAUCACCGAUCGUUGGCUGCCGUUGGUGCAGAAGUGUUCCGAAAUGGAGCGCAAACCGGUGGUGCUUGUGGGCAACAAAAUCGAUCUCGUUGACUACUCUACGAUCGAUCACGUAUUGUCAAUUAUGGAAGAAUACCCGGAAGUGGAGAGCUGUGUCGAAUGUUCGGCCAAAACGCUACACAACAUCUCGGAAAUGUUCUACUACGCGCAGAAAGCGGUUCUGCAUCCGACCGCGCCGCUCUACGUCAUGGACGAACAGGAUCUAACGGAACAGUGCAAGAAAGCGCUCGUCCGUAUCUUCAAGGUGUGCGACAUCGAUGGUGAUGGGUUGCUGAACGACUACGAACUGAAUCACUUCCAGCGGCGGUGCUUCAAUGCACCGCUCCAGCCACAGGUGCUGGAUGAGGUGAAGGCGGUCCUGAUGAAAAACACCCCGGACGGUAUACGGAACGAUUCGGUCACACUGAGCGGUUUCCUGUUCCUGCACUGUCUGUUUAUCCAGCGUGGCCGGAACGAGACCACGUGGGCCGUGUUGCGCCGCUUCGGGUACAACGAGAACCUCGAAAUGAGCGACGAGUAUCUGCAUCCACCGUUGAAGCUGCCGCCCGGCAGCAGCACGGAACUGUCACACCGUGGCCAGCAGUUUUUGAUCUCGGUAUUCGAACGCAGUGAUCGCGACGGCGACGGUGCCCUAUCGCCCGAAGAGUUUCAGAAGCUGUUCAGUGCCUGCCCCUGCCCACCGUUCUCGACCGACAUCAAGCGAACGAUUGCGACGAACGAGAACGGUUGGCCUACGCUGCACGGCUGGCUCUGCCGCUGGAGCCUCAUGACGCUCGUGGACGUCAACAAAACGCUCGAGUACCUCGCGUACCUUGGCUUCAAUGUGCACGAGAACGAAUCGCAACUGGCGGCCAUUCACAUUACCCGCGAACGGCGCAUCGAUCUGGCGAAGAAACAGAACAGCCGGUCCGUGUACAUGUGCCACGUGAUCGGGCCAAAAGAUUCGGCCAAAACCACCUUCUGUCGGGCGUUCCUGGCGCAGGACAUGAAGCGGCUCACCGAUCGCGACAUCCGCCACAGCAACCGGUACGCGAUCAACACGGUGCAGGUUUACGGGCAGGAGAAGUACCUUGUGCUGCGGGAUGUAGACGCCCGCCUCGUACUCGAUCCGCUGCAGCCCGGUGAGGUGAACUGCGACGUUGCCUGCCUCGUGUACGACAUCGGGAACGCGAAAUCGUUCGAGUACAUCGCCCGGAUAUACAUCAAGUACUUUGCCGAAAGCAAAAUCCCGGUCCUGAUCGUGGGCACCAAGGCGGACCGGGAGGAGGCCCGCCAGGACUAUCUACUCCAGCCGCCCGAUUUUUGCCACAAGUACAAGCUGCUGCAGCCACAGUUUUUCAGCGUGAAGCACAACAAGAAGGACGUGUACACCAAGCUGGCAACGAUGGCAGCCUUUCCUCGAUUCCAAGCGGCCUGGAUUCUGUUUUAUAAACAUAGAUUGGUACAGCUGUGGGAAACAACCCAUCUCAAACAGUUCGGAUUGGUCUCGAGCGAUCCACUGCUUUGGUGGAAGGCUGGCCUCGGCAUAGCGGCGGCCACGAUCGUCGGAUUCUUCGUAGUCAAAGCGUUCCAUGGCCCCGGCUCGGCUUCAACACGAUGAAUAGGCCACUGUCUAGUUCGACGGGGGUCCCAGUUUUCUUUGUAAAUAUAGACCAUUGUCUAGAAGUAGUUUACGGAGCAGCGGAACGUAGUAGAAAAGACACAUAAGCUAUACAAUCUUACCGGAGCAAAGACUAACCGUUUUCGCCGUUUUUCCCCCCUUUCGUUGUUUCUUCUGCGCUCCGAUAGUUUUGUUUUUCUUUUGCAACGUUGAACGUUUUGAUAUAGUUUACCAUCGAGAGUAGGCAAAAUGUAUAGAGCCCGUGAAAUUGCUCAUCAAUCAACUUCGCGUCAUUCGCAAAAAUGUAGUGCCGAGAUGGACAACUCUUCCAGAGAUUCAUGAGACUUUACAAAAUCUUUCCGGGCUUGUUUUGCGGCUCUCUGCUCGCCGUUAGCAAGUGACCGUCCCGAUAAAAGUGUGGUGCGCGCUCAUCCCCCCAUCGAUUGGCCCAUUCCCGGGGGGCAGCUUCGUAAUCUUAGAAAAUGAGUUAGUAUUGGCCGGCCGCAAGUGGAGGAAAUUGUUUUGAAAUAGAAAAAAAAGCAUUAGCACUACUUCUAGCGGUCCAUUAGGAGGAAAAUAAAAGCAAGCAUUAUUCAUA
Anopheles bellator is the source of this 3204-nucleotide messenger RNA. It is a transcript of the gene Miro, whose product is annotated as mitochondrial Rho GTPase. Gene Ontology annotation, biological process: small GTPase-mediated signal transduction; mitochondrion organization. The transcript has 6 exons. Gene Ontology annotation, molecular function: GTPase activity; GTP binding; calcium ion binding. Bases 651 to 2606 code for a protein of 651 amino acids. Lineage: Eukaryota; Metazoa; Arthropoda; Insecta; Diptera; Culicidae. Gene Ontology annotation, cellular component: mitochondrial outer membrane. The record is from RefSeq and is a predicted model, not a curated record.